CCUUCCUCCUUCCUGGUUUCUAGCUAUGAGGAACUUUGUUCUGAUCCCUCAGCACACCUCUCCAGACUACGCUGUGCAGGAAGUAGAUGCCCUCUAUGAUGUGGUGACUGAUGUCCGCAAACGCUGGAACACCAACGAAAUCGUGCUGCUGGGCGACUUCAACUCAGGCUGCAGUUAUGUGACGGGCUCCGAAUGGCAGCAGAUCCGCCUCUUCACCGACAAGAGUUUCCACUGGCUGAUCCCAGACGAGGUCGACACUACAGUGUCACACACCAACUGCCCCUACGACAGGAUCGUGGUCACCGAUGACAUGUUGAAGGGAGUGGUGCGAGGCAGCGCUCACGUCUACGACUACAUGGUGGACUUGAAUCUCAGCCUCAGUCUGGCAUUGGCUGUCAGUGACCAUUUCCCUGUGGAGGUGGAGCUGAUUUCCUGAGGGUCCUUCUGCCUGAGUCAUGGCUUCCACAACACUUCAACAGGCCUCCACGUUGAAUCGUAAUUAGGAUUACUCAGCAGAGGAACGCUCGUCAACCACGCAGCCAUGAAAAGAGUGAAAUAAAUAAAGCUUCCAAAUGAU
Messenger RNA from Larimichthys crocea (large yellow croaker), 577 nucleotides. Its product is annotated as deoxyribonuclease-1-like. The record is from RefSeq and is a predicted model, not a curated record. Gene Ontology annotation, biological process: DNA catabolic process. Bases 26 to 436 code for a protein of 136 amino acids. The transcript has 4 exons. NCBI's taxonomy places the organism in Eukaryota, Metazoa, Chordata, Actinopteri, Sciaenidae. Gene Ontology annotation, molecular function: deoxyribonuclease I activity; DNA binding. Gene Ontology annotation, cellular component: nucleus.